GUCCCAAGAUCACGUCUAAUAUUUGAUGGAAAACAAGCAAAGGCCCAUCUUAUUGGAAUCACAACAAACACGAUAAGUCUCUAUCGCUCUCUGGGUGAGAUAUCGCGAACCAUCACAUUCUUUGCCGACCUAGAUGCUUCACUCGUCGGAAUGCAGUCGCCCAAGCCAGCACAUGGCUUAAUCUCUCGAGCGCCGUCCGCUGACAGGACUGAGCGCGCUGCCUCCGAUAUCGACGACGAAGAUUCUGUGCUAGGCUAUCCGGACCUUGAUUACGGCUCGCCUUUCAGAAAUGCGGAACGGAUUGGUGCGCCACCUUGUCCCAAGGGUAUCAAGGAAGUCAUAUUUGUUCUUGACGAAGAAGAAAUUCGCAAAGACCCAUCCUUGCGCAUGAAAAUAUGCGACGAUUACCCAGAAUUUUUCAAUCACGGAAAAGCAACGCUUCAGGACACAGCUUAUCGGGACGACUACGAUCACAGAAGCGUCCAGACGGAGCUGCAUCCAUACAACGAUUCUGUCACCCAAACUUCACUCGAGCGUCCUAAUGAAACCUCUCCAGGGGACACAUCGGAGUCGGUAACAACCGUGGAGUUUGCCUGUCAAACAGAAACUUCCAUGGCAGUCGGAUCUCUUCGAGAUCCCGGCGAUAUUGAAAGUCUAUCUUUACGAAGCCCUAAUUUACAUGAUCCAUUGACAACUAGCCCAACUAGCCCUGCGUUGUCCGAGGAAGUGGAGUCGAAUGCUUUAUUAGAUCCACUCCAAAUUACAACAGCGGAGCAAAGCUGCUGUACGAAGAUAGUGCGCCUUCCCAUGAAGUUUCCACUCACUGUCCACCAAAUGGCACAAUGCCUGGUCGUUUCUUCGUCAGAUAGUAGUAGCCAUGGCGGCAACAACGAUGCAGAUUCAGCCCUGCAUCAGCACUUUUCCAAUGCCUUCCAGCAAGUUUCUUUCGAUGAAAUUGUAGAGAAGUCAGGUCUAAAGAUGGCCGAUAAGGACACUGUUGCAUCAAUGUUCAAUCAGUGGCGAUCGAGUGCCACUAUCCGACAGUUUGGACCAAAAUUUUCAACGCUGCAACAAUACUACGAGAAUCUGGUUGACAUCUGUAUCGUCGGUCACAGCAUCAAUGACAUAAAUAUACAGGACGCAAUUCUUCGCAGAUGGCAGAACACGAUGUACCGAAAGAUGGGUAAAUUUCCAAGUGUUCAUUCUGCAGUUAAGGCGAUUCAAUAUCUGCCUAAAGACUCGAGGCUGUGUCGAUGGAUCAUAAUGACCUUUGCAUAUCUUUGGGAGACGGGAGUACACGAUUUCAGAGAAUUCACAUCGGAGUUGGCUCUUUUAGAUCCUGAUGCGGUGAUCAACUUCCUGUGGCACAUCUGUCGGGUAAGAUGUAGCUACACUGACGGCUCUGACGCAAAGGUCCUAAGCUCCUGGUGCGAAUUCGAACAUGAUGAAUUGCAUUGGGACUUCCAUUCCCAUGGCACUAAAGAGGAGGGCAAGAAUUGCAGAACCGAGAGGGACAAGCUCAGUAAACUAUCUCUGAAAGAGGCUCUCAGAAACAAGAAGUCGGAAGACAAAAAGAAAGCAGCCGAGAUUAUAGACGCAAACGGGGGUACCGUAGUAUGGAGAAGGCAAUCUUCCGACUCGCUAAUGGUGAAAAAGAGGACGAACGAGUUGUCUGAUUCCUCAUCGGACUCAGUUACCCCUUCCAAGAGAGCAAGGCAUGGAGCUAGAGGCAGGCCCGGCUCCCGUUCUAGCGCUAGAAACACGCUUUAGACUCAGGAAGCAUUUCCCGACUCAUCAACAGGGAAAGGGCGUGGCUUUUAUGCUGAUAAUUUCGUGGCGGGCAUUGCGGUGCGUCAAG
This is a messenger RNA of Aaosphaeria arxii CBS 175.79, 1858 nucleotides long. RefSeq lists its product as uncharacterized. Lineage: Eukaryota; Fungi; Ascomycota; Dothideomycetes; Pleosporales. Bases 151 to 1770 code for a protein of 539 amino acids. The transcript has 2 exons. The record is from RefSeq and is a predicted model, not a curated record.